Molecule: messenger RNA, 1914 nt
Organism: Ramularia collo-cygni
Lineage: Eukaryota; Fungi; Ascomycota; Dothideomycetes; Mycosphaerellales; Mycosphaerellaceae
Product: related to DNA polymerase IV, DNA-damage-inducibile protein dinP
Exons: 1
Coding region: 1-1914 (637 amino acids)
Biological process (GO): error-prone translesion synthesis
Cellular component (GO): nucleus
Molecular function (GO): DNA-directed DNA polymerase activity; damaged DNA binding
Source: RefSeq, a predicted model, not a curated record
AUGAGCGAAGAUCAAGAUGUUCAGGGCUCAGACUUGCCAGCGGCGAGCCAGCAUCAUUCCCUCAAAUAUCAUCUUCUAGGCCCAUCACUCACCAAGAGCGGACAAGAUGGAGUCGACCAGAAGAAAGUGUCUGAGAUUAUCUACAACGCAAGCAAGGGCAGCAGAUAUUUCAACAACGAGGAGGAGAAGGACAAACAGCUUACUGUCAAGAUCAACUCAAUCUUGCUAAAGCGACGCGAACUGGAACGAAUUGAUGCAGCCGGUGGCCUACAGAAUGAGAAGAAGAAGGCGGACAACUACAUCGCCGAGCUUGAAUACGGCCGCGAUCUGAGUCAGGCAAUUGUGCACGUUGACUGCGAUGCCUUCUAUGCUGCAGUUGAAGAGCUUGAUCGCCCAGAGCUGAAGGAAGUACCAUUUGCUGUCGGAAAGGGGGUUUUGACAACAUGCAAUUAUUUGGCCCGGCAGUUCGGCUGCCGUAGUGGCAUGGCAGGCUUCGUUGCAGACAAGCUGUGUCCUGAGCUACUGCACGUUCCAUUGAACUUUGAGAAGUACACUGCAAAAGCAAAGGAAGUCCGCAAAGUGCUGGCAGAGUAUGAUCCGCGUUUCGAAUCCUCAUCAAUCGAUGAGGCGUACUUGAACAUCACAGAAUAUUGCGCGCACCACGAUCUCUCUCCAGAGGAUGCAGUCAGCCAAAUGCGUGCACAGGUUUUUGAGGAGACUAAGAUCACCGUCUCGGCGGGGAUCGCAGCGAAUGCAAAACUGGCCAAAAUUUGCAGCAACAAGAACAAGCCAAACGGUCAAUACAGGCUUCCUUCGGAUAGAACCACCAUUCUCAACUUCAUGCGCGACCUACCUACUCGGAAAGUCAACGGCGUAGGCCGAGUGCUGGAGCGUGAGCUGGACGCCAUCGGCAUAAAGACUUGCGGUGAUAUAGGCCCAUCACGUCAUUUCUUGAAUAGAUUAUUUGGAGAGAAGACAUUCGAUUUUUUGAUCGGUGUUUAUCUUGGACUUGGGAGGACUGACGUCCGGCCCGCGGAGGAGACAGAGCGUAAAAGCGUUGGAACGGAGUCUACCUUCCAUGACAUGUCAGACCCGAAGGAGCUGCGGGAUAAGCUGAAAUGGAUCGCCGAAUCUCUAGAGGAGGACCUGCAACGUACCGAGUUCAAGGGACGGACGUUGGUAUUGAAAGUCAAACUGCACACGUACGAAGUCCUCACUCGCCAAGUCCAGCCUCCCAAGGCAGUUUAUACAUCGGAAGAUUUGUACCAUUAUGGAUUGCCAAUGUUGACAAAGCUAGAAAAGGAGAACCCGGGGAUGAAAUUGAGACUGAUGGGAUUGAGAUGCACACAUCUUGUCAGCACGAAAAAAGGGGAGGUGGACUUUUUCGGACGUGCAAGGCAGAAGUUGACUGAGACCGGCGGCUCAAAAGUCGAAAUCGACGAUGACGGCUGGCAAGUUUGGCCACAUUCCGAAAUGGCCUUUGAAGAAGCUGCACGACAGGAACGAGAGGCGGAAAUGGGUGAGAUUGAGAGGCUUUCACAACAACACGAAGAGGAUGCUGCGGCUGCAAUGCCGGCCAAGCCCAGCAAUGAGGCGGAUUACAAUCGCUAUGCCAACGGUUUUGCAUGGCGCUCUCUCUUGGAGCAAGAAGCUAUCGCCGAAGCAGCUCUGGCUCCUGUGGCGGCGCCGGAACAGUGGCAUUGUCCAAUCUGCAGCCGCCCACAGCCAGCGGACGAGCGUGCCUUCAAUGAGCACAUUGAUGGAUGCCUGUCAAGACAAACCAUCAAGGAAAUCGUCAAGGAGCCGACGCCGCAGAAGGCGUCCACCCCGAACAGAGACAUUGGCAGCACGAGUGUAAAGCGGAAAAGGGCGAAGGAUCAUGAAAAGAAGCCAAAGAAAAGUUUCUUCUCUUGA